Messenger RNA from Macrosiphum euphorbiae (potato aphid), 1140 nucleotides. The record is from the annotation of a GenBank genome assembly. NCBI's taxonomy places the organism in Eukaryota, Metazoa, Arthropoda, Insecta, Hemiptera, Aphididae.
AUGCGCCAAGUUCAUCCGGAUGAAAAUGAUUAUAAAAGCCUUGCGUCGUUGAAAUGUCCUUUAUGUGAGUCAACAUUUAAUGCUACAUCAAAGCUUCACGAGCACAUUGAAAUAGACCAUGAUGUACACUUGGAGGUUAUGUCUAAGGUUUUUGAAUCUGUUGACGAAUUUAAAAAAUGGAAAAGUGUCAUUGAAAAAGAAAAUCUUACUUCUUUUACCAUUCAUCGAGUUAAUGGAAAUAGAUCAUACUAUGGAUGUCAUAGAUCAGGAUCAUCCCGGUUAACAGGCACGGGCAAAAGACUGAAAUGGUCACAUUCCAGUAAAAUUGGUUCAAGAUGUCCUGCUCGAAUAGUUGCAACUAAUAUUGAAGGCCACAUUACAGUAGAUUAUUGCAAGACACAUGUGGGCCAUUCCAAGUCAAUUAAAUUUUUACAUUUCACUAAAGAGGAACGUGAUGAACUGGCUGGCAUAAUAAAAAUUGGAGUGACUUUUGAUCGAAUCCUAGAUGAAAUCCGUGAAUCAGUAGUGUCGAAUGAGAAUAUUCACGGACUGCAUAUUGUCGAUAAAAGAGAUUUAUAUAAUAUUGUUAGAGACUAUGAAUUGGAUAGGGAUGUAGUACAUAAGAAUGAUGCAUUCAGCACUGAGAUGUGGGUUCAAGAACAGAUGGCACUCGGAGAGGACUCACCUGUUUUAUAUUUUAAAAUGCAAGGAUGCGAAAAAAACGAUGAUCUCUUAAAAGAUGAUUUUAUGAUUGUAUUAAUGACAAAAUAUCAGCAAGAUGUAUUAUCAAAAUAUGCUAUUGACAAAGUUUGCAUGGAUAGCACACAUGGGACAACUGAACAUGACUUCCAGCUCACAACAAUGCUUACCAUUGAUGAAUUUGGAGCUGGAUGUCCAGUGGCUUUCUGUAUCAGCAACAGGAUUGAUUCUGUAGCUAUUUCUCAGUUUUUUAAAUCUGUAAAGGGAAAAAUGGGUCCUUUUCCUGCCAAAAUAUUGAUGUCUGAUGAUGCUCCAACAUAUAUCAACUCCUGGACAAAGAUAAUGUGCAAGCCUCAACAUCAUUUAAGCAUUCUGAAGUAUAUAAAGCUUGCCGCACACUCAUGGAAAUUUUGGAUGUUGAACAAUUUCAUGAGUCUUUAG